Hordeum vulgare subsp. vulgare (domesticated barley) is the source of this 3466-nucleotide messenger RNA. RefSeq lists its product as uncharacterized. The transcript has a single exon. Bases 45 to 1049 code for a protein of 334 amino acids. The record is from RefSeq and is a predicted model, not a curated record. Lineage: Eukaryota; Viridiplantae; Streptophyta; Magnoliopsida; Poales; Poaceae.
AAUUCCAUCCAGUUUUUUUCCCCUCGCGCCAUUCCUUCACCACCAUGCAUCCUGAGCUGAAAGCUUACCUGGACGAGUUUCAGGCGAAGGCUCAGGCGCGCUACGACGCCACGGACAGACUGUUCGCGCAGUACGACGCACUGCUCUCCAGGCACAUCACGGGAGCUUCGACCCCGCAGCCGGCGCGCUCCGCGGUCGUGGCCUCCGAUGGCGGCCUCACCCACGACACCCUUGUCCCCGUGGUUGUCCCCGACGUCUUCUCCGCCCCCUCUUACACCAGCAAAGCCCAGGAGGUCCUCGAGCUCAUCCCCGAUGCGUCCCCUGCGUGCAUCACAAGGGCGCCUGUCAUCUGUUCGACAUAUGGCUCGAACCAAGUCCUUGCUGGCAUCUCGACUCCACAGCCGGUGCGUCCCAUGGGCACGGCAGCCUAUGGCGGCCUCACCAACGAUGCAAGAGUCCCCGCGGUCAUCCCCGACGCCUUCUCCUCCACCACGAAGGCACAGGAGGUCAUGACGGCCCACCAUGAUGCAUCCCUGGACUCCAUCGACCCGACGCCCAAGACCUGUUCGACGACUGGCUCGACCCAGGUCGACUCCCUCAUCAACGUCGACGAGGCCCAAGACGCCACCACCAUCGUCCACCCCGAGCACGCGGUCAUCAUGAACUACACAAAGGUCACACAGUUCAUAUCGUUGCAGGCAGCGCUAUCCAUCGACAUCAUCCAUUCACCGCAGAUGCCCAUGAAACGUGAUAUGGGAAUCGAGCAACAAGGUCAGCUGCUACACCCAACAUUGCGGUCCUCGUUUGCGUAUCAUUCAGAGUCAACAUAUUUAGAAGCUGCAACGGGAAGCUCCUGGUUCGUGUCAUGUCCUACUGGGAAACUUUGGCGUUGUUUGCAGUAUGAGCAUCGACAACAAUGGCCGCCCCUUGUCCCGGUACAGAUUGUUGUGAACAACGCUCCCUUGUUCCACGACACGGCUAGAGGCUGCGUCUAUGAUGACUUUGGAUAUGUGUGGUGGCCACCGGAUCACCAACUCAACUCCGUAUGAUGAACGAAUUGCGAGCAUGGUUAACUCCUAGUCAGCAUGCUACUGGGGUUGUGCAUCUAUCUCAUAACAUGAAGAACCCGGGUACUUUGAGUGCAAAACUGUCAAGCCAAAAAGAUCUUCAAUUAACGCAGUUCAAGCAAAAUCAUUAUUCCCUAGAUAUUGCAACACAUAUUGCAGAUGUACAUGGCAUUGAGAGUCAUUUGCAUAACGUGAUUCAGCUCUGGGCAGUGGAUGUCUUUGCAUGUGUGAGUAUGCCAGGGAUGGACGGAAUCUCUUGGCAUGGAACAUUUGCUACACAUACAGGUUAUCUGAUUUCUUGUAUGUCUAGACAAUGCCCAUGGCCGUCAUUUGAUUGCUUUAAUGAAGGCGCGCACCUGAGGAGUUGCCAAGCAGCACAGUUAUGGUCAAAGCUACUGCAAGUAGAAUUUCAGACUAGUACUCCUGGUUCUCCUGAUACAAAUCACACGAGAGAAUCCUGUUGUGGCUCUCAGUUUAAUGGAAUUUCAGAAUAGCAAAAAAGUGAGCGCUAUGAGAACUCCUAUUCUACUGUUAACAAUCUUGGUUCAGUGGUAUUUGAAUCUCAUGAUCUUGGUUCGGGUUAUUUAUACCUCAGGAGAAAAACCUUGUGGUGUCCGCAAAAUGAGCAACAGAAAACAUGUCCUUCGGAGAAAGUUAUUUGCAGGAUCCUUAUGGUGUCAAGACUUAUCUCUAUUCCAAGUCUGAAGGAAACACAAUUAAUGGAUAAUGUGGACUUCACGGUGGCAGAACGGUUGUUCUUUGUAUCAUCUAUGCAACCAUCUUAUGAAUUGCAUGCUCAAGUUCAACAAACUUCGUUUGGCCGUCGGCUCUCUGUUUCAGUUGAGCUUCAAAGUUAUGAUGUAGCCAACCCCCGACCAAGACCAUGGCCAAUGUUCGAGUUUACUCAGGAAAUCAUUCAACCGAAGCUACACUUGGCAUCAGUUUUAGGUCAUUAUUGCACAACUCAUGUGGUGUUCAAGCAAAUCUCCAGUAGUCAGCUCUAUCUACAGAUUGGCCACAUGAGGUUCACGUGUGAUGGAUUGUGCAAUGCUCCUGGAACGAACAACUUGGAAUUCACUGAUCCUGCUACCUAUUUUGCUUCUCUGCUACUCACUUCUCCUGCUAUCAAUCACACUGGGUUCUCCUACUCAAGUACAACUGCUACAACCCUGAAACCACAGUUUACUGUUUGCCCUACUGAAUCACUACGGCCCGGCUUAUUAUUAUACGAGGAAGAUGGUCAGCAAUAUGACAAUAAGCUCUUUCAGCUGGUGAGCGAACACAUGUCACAUACUGUAGUUAUUCCACAGUUUAUUUUCACUUUGCAUGACGGUCACUCUAGUGAAUUCUGCAACCCCAAUGGGCUCCUUUCAUCAGCUCCAGCCUUAAAAAAGCUACAACUACUUGGGUAUACAAGUUUGAUUUGCUCUGGCUUUAUUCAACAAGUUCCCUGUGGUUAUGAUUCUUCUACUGCUGCUUGCACCAUCUACUUGGAUGAUCCAUCCCUUCUGGCCUUUAUUACAUUCGCAGGAGCUGCUCCAUCUGUUGUGUGGUCUACAGAAUGUAUGCACCUCGUCCUUGAAGGAUCGGAUGAGCUUUUACCAUGUUUUCUGCCGAAGCCCCCAUGGAGUCAUCAUGCUUUGCAUUACGCCGUUAGUAGGCUCGUGAUUGUUGCAGGAUCAUCACCUUGUAAUGCCCAGUUUGACUCAAAGGAAGCAAUCGUGUGGGCAUGUCACCUUGAACAGCCAUGGACCCAGGCGGCAGCAGUUUGUCCAUGUGGAUUCCUCACUCACUGGAAGAAACUGGUCGCUGUCGAGACCAAUCGGUCCUCGAUGGCAUCGGCUUGGGGUCAAGCUGAAUCUCAAGGGGUAGGGGAUGUCAGCAACCCAAUUUCCGGUAGCGGCAGUCCACGCAGCAAGCCCAUCAGCUCAUGGGCCGAGCCUGGGUGCGUGCCAAUCGAAGGACAUACUACAAGUAUGCAGACCAAGCGCUGUGAAAAGCCAUCCGGGCUUGGAUCAGGCAAAGGCAACGACGACUCUCUCUCCUUCCCCUAUCUUCUCCUACCUCCUGUACUUCCUUCCCAAAUCCUUGUAUUUGAGCUCGAUUUCUCUGUAGUGGAGUGAUUCUCGAGUGGAACCUAACAAUAUGCCCGUGAGGUUUUGAUAAGUUUGCUUACAUACCAUCUGUUGGGGCCUCUGGCGGCAUUAUAACCAUAUGUAAUAGCUCGGUUUUCACUUGUACGGUAACCCUCACAGAAUAUUUUGCCCUAGGAGUUAAAUUCUUAUCCACACAAUCAUCUCAUUCCUGGACACUAGUUAAUGUAUACGACCCAUGCCAGGGAGGAACACAGAGAACAAUUUGUCCAUUGGAUGUUCGAUGCUAAUAUACCCACUUAUGAA